UAAACAAUCACUUGUUUCCAUGUUUAUUUAGUUUAUUUCCGUUCGCUGGACGGAUGCGGUUAAUGGGGGUGUUAAUUGUCAAAACGCUCCGAAAGCGUCAGGGAAUGUCACUUGUUUUUUAUUCCUAUUGAUGGUCGCGACAUUUAUUUAUCUGGUACCCAAAAGGAGCAGUUGAAUGUGUCAAAUGAUGUUCUCACUGUUUGAUUUUUUUUCUCACAUCUCAGCCUUGAACAUCAUCAAAUGGCCAACGGGGGUAACAUUACCGAUCGUUCUCUCCACGGGUACACCCACACAAAAACACGUAUAUACACACAACUAUCGGCCAUUGCAGACCCCUCUACAUGAAAAUGUGUCACACACGCUCUCCGGGCAUUCAUGAAGAGAAGUCAUGCGCGUGUGUUAGUGCGUGUAUGCACGUUGUCUGUUCAUUCAUCGAAUCGAUGUCAAUGCGUACGCCUAUUUCCAUUGUAUUUCCGUCAAUAAUUGUUAUGUCAAAUGUUUUGGAAUUAUUUCAAUGGCCGGUGGAUGAUUAAGAAUGAGGGGAAUUAGAGGGGGAAUGUAUCAUUAAUACGAUGCAUCAAUGUGUCGAACCGCGAGAAUUCUUUGUGCUGUACGCCAACUGACCUGAGUGAUCUAAUGGAGUGUGCGAGUCCAGGUGGUAAUUAUCUGGUGAGGGUACGGGCCCAGGUAAUGACGAGAGAUGACAGCUCUGGGGGAUGGGUACCACUCAGUGGUGGAGGACUGGCUAAUGUUUCGGUCAGGCGUAGAGCACCAUCAGCUGGAUCUGGUUGCAGCACUGCUAUUGGUACCAGUUGUGGUGCAGCCAGUGCUAAUGCAGCUCCUGGCUCGUCACCCGGUAAUAAUUCAGCUCCGUUGAGCACUUCACCUCCCAGUGCAGCUAAGAGAAGACACGAGUACCUUAUUUAUGGAAAACGCAUCACUGAUCAAUCGGUGGUUCUCAGCUGUACAAUUAAGAAGGACUUUCAAUACAACAAAGUGAUGCCAACAUUUCAUCAUUGGCGUACUGGAGAGAAAAAAUUUGGAUUAACGUUUCAAACUGCUGCUGAUGCCAGGGCAUUUGACAAAGGCGUACGAACAGCAGUAGAAGAGCUUUUAGAAGGAUUGACGAAUACAACAUUAAAUGGGCAUCCAGACGUCGGUGAUGAGAGUGUAUUCAUGGCGGUUAAUUUACCAGCAGAGCCACCGGAUUCUCGUCAAUCGUCAGGAUUGGUUCGUGUACCGAAUUAUCAUUCCCAGUGUGGCGAUAUACCAGAUGGCCACAAAUCAAUUCAUUAUAUUAGUAGUGAUCCAUCAGCCAAGGUUGUACCAUCACACCAUCCACUGGAGUCUAGUGGUGAUGUGGGCGUUGACAAUUGUCCUUAUGUGCAGUUGACGACACUCAAUCACGAUUAUCUGUAUCCAGUGAUCGAUGAUCACAAAGGAGCCAAUACAACAGAGCGUCGUGCAUCGAGUGGUUCACUCAAGAAGCCUGAUAUAAUAGUAUCACAACCGGGUAAAAAUACAGCUAAAAGUCGAGGUAAUAAUAGAUUGAGAUGUAAACACUGUCAACAGACUUACGGUGAGCAUGAUAAUCCGAGGGGUGCGUGUGAGUAUGCACCUGAUUUUAUUAGUCGUGGUAUAGCAACUGUUUCGUGUCUUCUGUGCGCCAAAUGUAUGCUGUACCACUGCAUGAGCGAUGCUGAGGGUGAAAAUUCUCACAAUCUGGAGCACAAUCCGUGCACAUGCAGUACAGAAGAUGGUUGUGGUAGGCGAUGGUUUGGUCUUGCAUUGUUGUCCCUCAUUGUUCCAUGUCUAUGGUUGUAUCCACCACUACGGGCUAUUCACUGGUGUGGUAUGGCCUGUGGUAUAUGUGGUGGAAGACAUCAUCCAAUGGAAUAACUGGAGGAACCCUUUGAUAUCUCUGGCCCGUUCACCAUUGAGCCACACUAUAUGGCAGCAAUGCCCAGUGGGGCUGUGGCUAAUGUUUAUGAAUGCCACGAUCUAAGUAUGGGACGGUGUCAGAGAUACCAAAGGGGUAGACAGUUACCGGUACAUGCGCUUAUUCAUCAACGUCACCUGUGAUCAAAUAUUGCUCCAGGGUGUAUCAACUUCAGGGGUUCGCUGAACUUUAUUCGCUUCUUUCAGUCAUUUUUUGGUAUUUUAUUUUCAAUUUUUUUGGAGCUCUGGGGAACAAAAUGUUCUGGAAAGUUUUUGAUGUAUUUAGAUAUGUUCAGGCAGUACGAAAUCUAGUAUUUAUUUGUUGUGAAAAUCUGGAAAAAUUGAAGGGAAAAACCUAGUGAUUUCUCUGAGAAAUUUCAAUGAAUAUCAAAGGGAAUUGAAGCAAGAGAAUAAUAAUUUAUUAAGGAAAUUACAAGAUUUCUCUAUGAAGUCCCCUCAAACAAAAUAUUUUCAAUCAAUUCUAUAGAAAAAUUCCAGAUUUUCCGACAAUUUCUGGUUUAAAAGUCGGUUUCACCAUGACAAAAAUAUUUUAUCACCGUAAGGUGGGCCAUGACGCACACUAGUAUUCAAUUAUUUUUAAUAAAUUCCUUAAAAAGUUGGAAUUUCUACGGGAACCACACAAAUUCCACUCAACCAAGGGAAUAUAGAUGGGAUUUAAGACAAUUAGCGACAACAACGAUAUGCUCUAUGUUGAAGUUUGUGCCUUUCCCAUUUGGCUGGGAGGCGAACAAGGAACACGUGGGAGAGUUCGAGUCGAAUGAGGCAAGGCCAAUUCAAUGUUAGGUAAUUAAAUGGUCCACGUCGAGUAUCAGGUGUGGCUUCUUGACACUGACACAGACCUCGAGUAGCUUUUGCCAAAUUCAAGGUAGUUAGGAUAUUGCGAUGACCAGCUGAUGAAUGUCCACGUGGAGAAGCUAGAUAGAUUUUGAGGGAUACUUGUAUGCAUUAUAAUGUUCACUUAUCAAUUGUUAUGCAUUUGACAAAAAGAAAAUCGCGGGAAAAGCUUACGCUUUCUUCGGGAAAUUCUCUCUCUUGUAUUUCUAUUUGUUUCUCAUAAUGAAGAAAAAAGAGACUUUUAGCCAAGAAUUUAACAGAAAAAAAAUCAACAAAGAAUUAAAACCUUUAGACUUUCGUCCGCCAGCACUGGCGGAGAAGAAGAUAAUUUCUUGAAGAAAGCAAUGACAUUUUGUUAUUAAAUAUUCUCAUACUUGUAUUUAUUUUCCUUGUUAUUGAUUGUUGAUAAUCAUCCUCAUGGCAUUCUGCGCAUCAUCUUUUUUCUUCAGAUUAUUUAUCGUCUUAUAAAUGGAUAUAAACGUGUAUAUCAGUUCUGAAUGUUUCCAAAUUUAUGUAUAGAUUAACAAAACAAAAAAAUUCCGAGUAACUGUUUCCCCAUUACAACUUAGAGCAUUGUCAGAUGUGUGGAAGAAUAUGUAUUUCCCUUUGAUUAUUGAAAAACAACCAGAAGCAGCAGUUCCGUUACCCGCUCUGUGUUUCUAGGAUUCUACAUAAUUCCCUCAAGCUUUCAGUGUAUAAUUCACGUGCAUAACGAAAGAGAAAUAUGAAAAAUUUGAGAGUUAUCGUAAUAGUUCAAGUUAAAAACUUAAUCUAUUCGUGCGUUUCUCUUUUAUUGCUUUGGCGCACAUAAGACAUGAAAAAAAAGAGUUAAGCACAUGACAAACAGAACAAGUGCGAAGCAACAAAAAAUUAUUUUUUACAUUUCUUCCAUUAAUUUGUUUCCCCUUUAUGAUGGCUGUGGGAACACGAUUGAGCUUUAAUAUCGCCCAACUUCGAAAUUUAAAAAAAAAGUAUAGAAAAUCCAGUAACAAGAUACAGAGACGAUAUUAUGGGGUGAGGGGGAGGGAGGAGAGGAGAGAGAGGAACAUGAUCGUUAAUUCUAAAAGCGUUUAGCUGAGAUAUUUUUACUUUUAUUGAUUUAAUUAUUAGGUGAGAAUAAAUAAAAAGCGAUGGAAAAAUUCCAGGGUAAUUGUCGUAGAUGAAAAUAUAAAACAUGCAUUAAGGGAAAAAUUAACGAUGAACCACAUUUGAUCGAAAUUGACUAAAAUAAAAGAGAUACAUAUUUAUUUUAUUGGUUGAACGAAGGAGCAACUUAUAUUUACAUUCAUCCUAGCACUAACGUAUACAAAGAGAGUACAGAGAAAUUAACAAUUGCGAAUGUAAGUGCGAAGGCUUUUUUAGAUUAAAAUGGAAAUAAUAAUAAUUAAAAGAAAAACAAAGAACGUUAGUGUAUUCGAUUUUAUAUUGACUUUUUUACAGUUUUGUAUAUUCAAAAGGUGCCAGUGUAUUCCUGAUGGCUCAGAGGGAGUACACUUUGAUACUUUUUGCUUUAGGAUAGCACGUGUAGUGGUAAAAAGAAAAAAAAAGUUACUUUGUACACUCGUAUGCGCACUCCCAUGCACAACCGAUAUACAAAUUUAGUUGAUUAGUCGGUGAAUAAAUAUGUGUAAAUUCAAUGAUUCUCUCGAGAAGAAUGGGGGCUUUAGGGAAAGGGAUUGGCAAUAAAUAAAUUAUCCAAGAGCGAGCGAUGGUAACACGAGAUUUUGGAAUUUAAUUGUAAGUGAAAGUAUGUGGAAGAGUUGAAUCAUGAUGCCAGCGGGAUGUAGUGCUUCGAGCAUUAUUAUGUUUCGAUCAUAAUCAUUAAUUCAGAAAAGUGCAUGCAGUUGUGUUAUUUUCAUCAAUCCCAAUCAUGUUUUUUUAUUUUUUUUAUUUCAUUAUGUAAUUUCGUAAGUGUUGAUGCUUUAUUUACUCCACGCUGAGGCGAGGUGAUGAAAAUUGGUAGAACAUGAAUAAAUUUCUGAUUGUCAGUAUCAACCGAAUGAAACGCUUGAUUAAGAGGUGAAAAGUCUUCGAGAUGACAGAUAAAUCACUUAAGAGAUUCAAUUUUUCUCAAUCGAUGUAAAUAUGAUGUAUUGUUUACUGCCAUAACUAACUAUUGUUUUAAUCCUGUAGAAAUACCACGUUUUACCAUCCCGAGUUUCACAUUUGUGCUAAUUUUGAGUAUUAAAUUGUGAAAUAUAUUCGUACGUUGACGAUUAUUUUCACAAUCAUAAGGGAUUGAAGACGAAUACAAAUGGUAAUGAGCGAUAAGAAUAAAAACACUCAUCUUUUAAUUUAUGAAUAAUAAGUACAAAAGCUAUUUUCCCAAUAAGUCCAUUUGUGAUGACUACCAAAUGUGGAUACCUGUUUAAUCGUCUCGAGUAUUCCUAGUGGAUUUUAAUGUGCGAAAUCCCAAGAUAAAGAUUUAAAAAACGAGAAAAAUAAUAAAAUACAAGAAUGAAUAGUUAAAUAUACACAUAAAUAAGUUUAUGAAAUGGCUAAAUAUAAUGAUAAUGAGUGAAUGGGGAGCACCCGAUGGUUACGAAAUGUGAUUUGAACGAAUGAAUUUCCUUCCUACUAAUUUAAAUUGCUUCCUGUCAAGUGUAUGAAUGGUGAAAAUAAUAAAACGUGUUUUAUGAUAAACACAGGAAUGUGUCUAUGAUUAGCGUAACUAUUCACGUAAUAUAUAUUCAAUAUUACGGAUUGAAUGAUUGUGAAUAACGAUUGACGAUAAAAACAAAUGCUGCUAUUAUUGAUGCAGAAAUGUUAA
Molecule: messenger RNA, 5563 nt
Organism: Diachasmimorpha longicaudata
Lineage: Eukaryota; Metazoa; Arthropoda; Insecta; Hymenoptera; Braconidae
Gene: Spred
Product: Sprouty-related protein with EVH-1 domain
Exons: 4
Coding region: 637-1899 (420 amino acids)
Biological process (GO): negative regulation of MAPK cascade; multicellular organism development
Cellular component (GO): membrane
Molecular function (GO): protein kinase binding
Source: RefSeq, a predicted model, not a curated record